AUGCCUCGGAGGAAGAAUAAGCGUCAGAAGAAUAAGCAUCAUGCUGUUCAAGAAAAAUGCCACCAGGCUGGAGGUGAGACCCAGGAUCUCCAGGCUUCUCAGGCCCCUGCAGCAGAGGAGAAAAGCUAUCCGCCUCCAUCUUCUCCUCAGUUGGGGGUUACUACCCGUACAAAGUCUGCUUCUAAGUUAGGAAGCACUUCCAAGAAGCCUCAGAGAGCCCUUUCUACCACUGAAUCUACAAGAUCACGUAGAGGAGCUAAGCGCAAAAUUAAGAGAAAACAAGUUUCUUCCCAGGCCUCAGCCUCUACUGUGAAGCGCCCUAGAAAGUCUCUCACUGGUACAGUCCGCCUGGUGGUGAGCUACAUGAUGCACAUGUGUGAAAUGAGAAGGCCUAUUCUGAAAGCAAAUGUGAUGAAGAUCAUCACCCAAACCCAUAGAAAACACUUCUUGGAGAUCCUCAGAAGAGUUUCAUUCAGCUUAGAGGUGACGCUUGGUGUAGAAGUAAAGGAAGUGGAAGAAGCUGGGAAGCCUUCCUAUGUUCUUGUUAGCAAAAUGAAUAUCCCUAACAAUGGCAUUGUGACCAAAGGCAGGGGGCUUCCCAAGACUGGCCUGCUAAUGAAUCUCCUAGGGGUGAUCUUCCUGAAAGGAAACCGUGCCACUGAGAAAACCAUCUGGGAAUUCCUGAAUAAGAUGAAAAUAUACGAUGGAAAGAAACAUUUCAUUUUUGGAGAACCCAGGAAGCUCAUCACUCAAGAUUUUGUGAAGCUUAAAUACCUGGAGUAUCAGCAAGUACCUAACAGCCGUCCUGCAAGCUAUGAAUUUCUGUGGGGUCCAAGGUCUUAUGCUGAGACAAGUAAGAUGAAAAUCCUGGAGUUUUUGGCUAAGAUCAACCAUACAGUUCCGAGCGCCUUCCAGUCCCGGUAUGAUGAAGCUUUGAAAGAUGAGGAAGAAAGAGCUGCUGCAGCUGCACUCAGUGACACAACAGUCGACACCAAUUAA
This is a messenger RNA of Arvicanthis niloticus (Nile rat), 999 nucleotides long. Its product is annotated as melanoma-associated antigen B3-like. The record is from RefSeq and is a predicted model, not a curated record. Lineage: Eukaryota; Metazoa; Chordata; Mammalia; Rodentia; Muridae. Gene Ontology annotation, biological process: negative regulation of transcription by RNA polymerase II. Gene Ontology annotation, cellular component: nucleus.